This is a messenger RNA of Bombus pyrosoma, 8081 nucleotides long. It is a transcript of the gene PIP5K59B, whose product is annotated as phosphatidylinositol 4-phosphate 5-kinase type-1 alpha-like. The transcript has 19 exons. Lineage: Eukaryota; Metazoa; Arthropoda; Insecta; Hymenoptera; Apidae. Gene Ontology annotation, molecular function: phosphatidylinositol kinase activity. The coding region runs from base 313 to 3078 and encodes 921 amino acids. The record is from RefSeq and is a predicted model, not a curated record. Gene Ontology annotation, biological process: phosphatidylinositol metabolic process.
CCGGAGGCGCUCUCGAGGUUCGUGGGUGUUCUCAGCCCGGAGCUGGAGAGGCUUUGAGGCCGUUUAUCAUUGACAUUUUUUUCUCCACCGUAGUGAAACGAUCGACACGCGAGUGAAACGUAAAAAUGUUUCGUGAGGGAGUGCGCGUUACAUAUAUGUCGGCUUGAACGUGCCGUGUUUCUCGAACUCGAAAGAUGCUGCCAUGUAAAGCGACGACAGAGGAGGCGCCUUCGCGAAACUGUCAGGAAGAUCGUCGUCGUCGUACGUGAGUCAGUGCGCUCGGUCGAUUGAAAGAAGGCACGUACGUACAAAAUGGCUUCAGGCGACAAUGUGGACGUGAUCGAAGUGGUCGAGACAAGCUUCUCUGUCCCGGCACAGGCCACGGAGGAUCAUCUUAGGCCGGAACAGUACGCGGACGAGGACAGUAAAUCUACAGGGGAUAAGGUGACAACAUUUGAGAGUUCGGUAAAUCAACAUGGGACCACGGGGCCCAAGACCCCUGUGGGGGUGUCGAGGAACAAAUCGGAGCGAGAGAGAAAGAUCGGCCACAGGAGAGUUGGAGUGGGAGGUGAAAUCACGUACAAAAAGAUCCAAACGACACAAAUCAUGGGUUCCAUCCAGCUAGGCAUCCAGCAUGCAGUCGGUGGUUUGGCUAGUAAACCAGAGCGUGAUUUACUGAUGCAAGAUUUCAUGACUGUAGAAACGACGAACUUCCCGAGCGAGGGAUCCAAUCACACUCCAGCUCAUCAUUUUUCGGAGUUUAAGUUCAAAAAUUACGCACCUAUUGCAUUUCGUUACUUCCGGGAUCUGUUUGGCAUUCAACCGGAUGACUUUUUGAUGUCGAUGUGUAGCGCUCCGUUACGCGAAUUAUCAAACCCCGGCGCUAGUGGAAGUAUCUUUUACCUAACGGAUGAUGACGAGUUCAUCAUAAAGACUGUACAACACAAAGAAGGAGAAUUUUUACAAACGCUUCUUCCAGGAUAUUAUAUGAAUCUAAAUCAAAAUCCAAGGACAUUAUUGCCAAAGUUCUUCGGAUUAUAUUGCUAUCGAUGUAAUAGUAAAAAUGUUAGAUUAGUCGCUAUGAAUAAUCUUCUGCCCUCGUCGGUGAAAUUGCAUCAAAAGUAUGACUUAAAAGGAUCAACAUACAAAAGAAAGGCAUCGAAAUCAGAAAGAUCUAAAUCUUCUCCAACAUACAAAGAUUUAGAUUUCAUGGAACACCAUCCAGAAGGGAUUUUUUUGGAAGCCGAUACGUAUAGUGCCCUAGUUAAAACUAUUCAAAGAGAUUGUCGGGUGUUGGAAAGCUUUAAAAUCAUGGAUUACUCUCUACUCGUUGGUCUUCAUAACCUCGACCAGGCUGCAAGAGAAAAAGCGCAGGAGCAGAGAUUAUCAGCGAGUGCGGAGGAAGAAGUCGGCGAAGUGGGAGGUGAGAGUACAGCACUUACUCAAGCAGAAAAAGAACGGGAACGAGAGGACAGAAUAGGAGCCAGCGCUCUGAACCGAUCACGAAGCAUAAAUCGACAAAGGUUGGUUGCGCACAGUACCGCUAUGGAGAGUAUUCAGGCUGAAAGCGAGCCGAUAGACGAGGAGGACGAUGUACCCAGUCCAGGUGGAAUUCCUGCUCGUAAUGCCCGCGGCGAACGCCUUCUACUUUUUCUUGGUAUUAUUGAUAUUUUGCAAAGUUACAGGCUUAAGAAAAAAUUAGAACAUACUUGGAAGUCAAUGAUACACGAUGGUGAUACUGUGUCUGUACAUCGGCCAGGUUUUUACGCGCAACGUUUCCAAGAUUUCAUGGCGAAGACAGUAUUCAAGAAAAUACCAUCACUGGACCUGCCUGAGAUUAAGGGGAAUCAUCGCAAAUUCCGUAACCUCGUCACCAGCUACAUAGUCUUUGCUCAAACGUUGAAACAUUCCCCAUCGAAGAGAAAAAGCAUAACCAGGCCUCUCAGGCCCUUGGACGGUGACUUCGAUUCAACCGCGGUGCCGACAACCGGAACUUCGACAAUGCAUGCUACGUCACCCACGAAGGCUGUAACCCCGACAGACGCUGCGAUCAGCACGACCAGCACGGUGAUGUCAACCGGUUCCGCGCCAAUCGCCACCUCCACCCCCGUGAACUUCGCCGCGGGCCCGGUGAGUCCGCCUCCGUUGACCUUGGCCGCGGGUCCAGGCCUUUCUCAUCACGAGCCACCGGUGACGACCUCAGCGGCCAAGGUCACGAGCUACCCAGCCGUCCUGAAGGGCAGGACCGCCGCCAGUCCACCGAAUCCGAAUCUGGUACCCUCCGGCAAGAUUCCACCCCCUGUUCCUCCAAGAGGUACCGGUCAAUCGAGGACCACGAGGUCCUCUGAGGAGCACCGUGGCCCUGCAACAGCCACCUCCACGUCCUCGACAUCCAGCCGAGGUGGCACCCUUCCUUCCACUUGUUCCACCCCGCCCCCGCCCUUUGACGAUGCAGUGCGCUCAAAUGACCAGACCUUGGCUUCUGGUGGUCAACUUCAACAGGGUGCACCGACCACGAUAUUAGCGAGCAGUCUAAGCAGUGCUCACUCCAAGCAGAACAAGGUUGUGCACCAUGUCACUCUCACAAAGACUUAUCACGAUGCCGUGAGCAUAUCCGACGUACACUUGGAAAGCAGCGGUAGCGGAAGCGGAAGCGGCGGAAGGGAAACGAAAUCUUCGUUGAGCGUAGAAAGCGGUGGUAGUAGUCGAGGAGGUGGGGGUCUGACCUGGACACCACCCGCUGGCAGCGCCGAGGGCUCUACGCCCACCUGGACAGAGGGCACGCCGUCCUUUACCGAGAGUUCCAGCAGCGGUGACGCAGGUUGUCCGACCACACCGAUCAGGGGCAGCCAGCGUCACGAUGACGGAGGGAGAAUCGCUGCCACCGUCGAGGAGGCGCUAGCCAGUCUUACUACAGAAAUGAAAGAAACGAACAACACGAGGAAUUUUGUGGAACAGAGAAGGUCCCUUUCGAAGUACAGUCAAGUGAGAACGAGUUUGAAACGUGCCAGCGCGAACCAUGUGUCGAUCAUGAGGAACGUGCAAAAUGUGUUAAGAGUUCAACGCCGGGAGCCAUAAGGAUCCAAAGAAGCGGGACUAUAAGAUAAAUUGAAGUUUUUUUUAGAAAUAUAAUCCAACAAGGAUCGCGUAUAAACUGUGUGUAGAGAGAUAAAUGGAAAGAUUUAAGAAACCAAGAAGCAACUCAGAUUUUAUGGUCGUCGAAAUCUGUGAUCAUACGAAGACGUCUAAUAACUUCUUCCUUUCAUAUACAUCGUUAAAUUAACGAUAUUUUUAACUCGUUUUUAUUACCGCAUACUCGAUCAUUUUUUUAACAUUGUCGAAUUGUAGAUAAUUAGGGAGAAACUAUGCCUGUUUAACCGGUUUGUACGAUAGUCAGGCAUAACUACGAUCUUAAUCCUCUCGUGACUAUAAAUCAGCCUUGCGUCUAAGUGUCUACUUAACUAACUGCAUAAGAUUUCGUUCUUUUUUUCCUUUUUCGUUGCAUCAACGUCAUCGCGUCGUAUGUUUUUUGAUAAUCGUGUAAACGAAUGAAAAGAGAAAAGUAAAAAAAAAAAAAAAGAAAAAAAGAAAAAGAGAGAAGUCUCGCGUUAAGGGAAUUAUUAUCGAAGCAAUAUACCGCAUAUCGCGAUCGAAGAGAUGAAAACGGAAAACAAUCAAAUUGCUCGCCUUUAUAACGUGGUUGCGAGCGUGCGGAGGAAAUGGCAGGAUAAAAUGACGAUUUUAUGGAGUGGCUCGUUUCGCGAUCAUUCGCAAACAUUCUUCCACUUCGUGCUUCUUCUUUCAACUUCUCGAGACUUUAUGUCCUUGUGAUUCAAGUUGUCUAGUAAAUGUUGAAAUUUGAUAAUGCUUCGAAGAUGACAAAAUACGAAAUAAUCUCGAGAAAUUGAUUUUGGAAAAGAAGUUGAAAAGCUGCCGUCGAAUUUUCCAACACCUAUUGCAUGUUAAUUGAUAUUUUUAGAAAUAUACUUUCCUCGGUAUUCGUUAGAUUCUUUUGCAGUUGUGUACAAAAUUACAUAAGCUUUCGAUGGAAUGUGAUUUAUUCGCGUUAAUAUUUACUUCGACUUUAUUAUCUGAAAGCCGGUCCUCUUUGUAAAAUUCGAGGGGAAUUUUCGAAAGAUAUAGUUUCCAGUAGAUUUACGUAGAGAAAUCGUGAAACCAAACGUGCCAUUGAAAAUGUUCAAUUGCGUAGAGAGAAAAAUGCGUGCACGAGUGAGGUUGCAAGAGCAAUUAAAAGCGAUUGCAGUCGCUGGAAUAAUUAACCCUUUAACCUAGCAAUAUAUGUUAAUAAAACGACUAGCGUUUAAGGCAUUAAUCGAAACGCGUUGAUAUCUAAAUAAGCUUAAUAUUAAUUUUCACAUUUUAUUACUACACAUUGCCAUCUUUUACUGUGUCUGUAACAAUUCCUGUCUUCAAAUUUAAUUGCCUGGUUAAAGAGUUAAAACGUUAAAGAGUGUAAACAACAGUUAUGGAUCGGUUGCACUCACGCCAUGUAUUUCAAGCUAUACAUUCGUAACAUUCUAAUUUAAAAGUGCCUGCUACUAUCUUUAAUUAUUCAUAAGGAAGCAAUAUUUUUUUCCCCAUUUUAAUUGCACGAUAAAAAGGAAAAAAAAGUGGAAGACCAACUUUCCUAGAGAUAUUUUAGAAAGCCGGUCCAUUUCUGUCCCAUUGAAGAAAAUAAGGAGACGUGAAAAUAUACGUAUUAAUCAUACGUAAAAGGUAAAUGUAUCAAUAUUAUACAUAAGUACGUUGAAACAAUACGAAAAGAUUCAGAUGCAUAAUGCGAGCAAUUGUGCCGUUGCGAAACAAAUUGUCACUUAACCGAGAUAUUUCGGCAAUACAUACUAUUACGAUUAUGAUCAUUACCAUUAUGAUUAUUACUAUCACCAUGAUUAUUGAUAUUAUUUAAAUAAAGCAGUUACUAUUAUUCUUAUGACUGUUUCUGUUAUCGUUUCGUUAUCGCGAUUUGAAAUACGCGCGUUUUCGUACGUCGGGGGUAACUUCUCCUUUCGAUUAGAUAUUUUCGUCGUUCGAUUUCUAAUUAAAUAUACAGUGGCUGGCGAAAGUAAUAUCUGAACAUUUACAGAUUAUAUACAUUUAUGAAUAUAUUAUGUGUACUAUACAAUCCAUUUUGAAAUUUUAUUGGCACUGUAGUGCCAUGUGACUAUCGUUAAUCGUAUCAAAAAAUUUUCAAACGAAACUGAGAACGUAUAUAGAAGUUUCAAAUCGAAUGCAAGUAUAUGUUUCGCAGAAAUAGCAAAAAUAUUUAAACGUUCUAAUAAACGUUGUUAAUAAACCUUAAUAUUUUCAGUAAUGUUAAUAUGCUGGUACACGAAUUUUCUACUAAAUAUAUGUUUGCAUUAAACGUCUCGCAAUUUCUAUAUAUAUUUUCAAAUUUAUUCGACAUUUUACCAAUAUAAACAUGACAAUCUAAUUUCAAAAUGUUUUGUAUAACACAGAUAAUAUAUCGAUGAGAAUUGUAUUAUUUUACGUAUUCAAAUAUUAUGAGUCACUGUGUAUGUUAUAUAUACAUAUAUGUAUGACAUAUACGUGUGUGUACCCCUGUGGGCAAAGAUCGAUCGAUCGUUUACGUAAACCCACCCUCGGCGCACUUUAUUUUCACUUUCUUUUCACCCUUUUUUUACCGAAAUAUUUUCUUAUCCUGGUUUCUUUUAUUUGCACCCGUUUCAGACCCACCUGUAGUCAAGCAAAAAACGAAGAUAGUUAUAGAAAAAAAGUCAAAUGAAAAAACACAUAAAAAAGAGAAAAUACAAAUUUGUAUGUACGAGAGAGAGAGAAAGAGAGAAUUGACUGCGGAGCCUGUGAAUCCUCGCUGUCGGCGCAUUUAGAAACCCUCCCCCUCCGGAAUUAGCUUGAAAAUGCAUUAGGACGUUGAUGUAAGUUCAACAGAAAGCAGGCAUAUAAGUGUGCGCAUUUUAAACUGUAUUUAUAGAGUGUGCCGAAAAUAUCCGACCACGGAAGCGACCUUUAUUCGUCCGUGUCGUGAUACACACGACGGAUUUUUCAAUGAAGAAAAAAUGAAAGGUAGAUUUUUGUAAUUGUAUUUUUCAUUAUACCAUUGAUUUCGUCAUGCUACCCUUCACUAUUUUUGUGAUAUCUAGUUGCAGAAUUUUUAUACGCUUCUGAGAAAUUGAAGGAUGCAAAAGUGCACGAAAUGUAUAUAAAUUGCAAAAAUGCAUAUAAACUUCAAAUAUGAGAAAUCUAAAAUUCGAUAUUUAGGUAAUAUUUGUUUACAUUUGUCUAUAGAAAUACAAAUUUGCAUAAAUGUCAGCAAUCUGUUACUUGUCUAUUUUUUUAAUCGUCCCUUUUAUUGUUAUAAUCUUUUUUUAUUGAAAACAACAUAACAAAAGGAUAAUUUCGGAACACUUUAUACUAGCAACUAAGAAAGAGAUCGAUUCGAGACGUGAUUUUCUUUCUUCAACGUUCUCUUAAAUCGUCUCAGAUUUUGCCACUUUUCUCGGAAAAGAUCGAAUAAACUGAUGGCAAAGGAAAUAAAGCAAACGUCUCAAAUCGAUGAUAGACAAUUUAGUUAUUUAUUUUUCUAUUGUUUUACUGCUAUGUACCGCCAGGAAGUUGCAGUUUCCUUAACAGGACUCUCGUCCUGGCUCAAAUGUACAAUGUACACAGAACGCUGGAUAAACGCAUCUUAAAUCCUCUUUCGGAAAGACUGUGUGCGUUUGUUUCCUCCGUUAAUUUCUCUUCCUUUUUCUGUCUAUUUUUGUUUCUAGUUCGUCGUUUUUCUCGACUACCGUCGAUACCGCGUGAUAUUUUGAUUUCGCGUAGCCAGAUGUUAAAUCGUCGCAGAUUUCUAGUGUGUCAAAACGCGAUGACAAAUUUUGUAAAUUUUAUCCCCGUUCGAAACAACAGCUGGAGAAUUUAUUGAGAAUUGCACGACUACACGUGUACAGCGUAUACUUUGUACAUUUAGAGAAUUAAUAUAUUAUUAUCCCUGUACACUACCGUUAGUUCGUGAGUUUAAAAGUCUGUUCCCCAGUCUUUAAUCGUCCAAUUGAAGAUAUAUACCUUAAAACGUUGCACGGUAUUCUUACAAACGAUCAAUCUUCGAUUUACAAUCUAUCAAUUAAAUUAAUUAAUGAGGUAUGAGUGUUACAUCAAUCAAGCAGGAUCAACAAUUUUAAUCUUUUCAUUGAGGAAUUCUUAAGUGUUUAAUUCGUUCUCUAAUUAAACGUUUCUCUAAGAAAUCUCUCACACAUACACGCAUCACGAAGUAAGAAAUACUUCCAAACAAUUUAAUUCCUUUAAAUUGCGGUCGCCAUUCCAAACGGCGCGACUCAAGCAUGACCGUUUUCGUGGAAAGAAAAGUUUUGGAAAAUCGCAGAUUCCGUCUCGGUUCGCUGGAAGUUAAGCGCUAGAUGUUAGCUUGCAAUAUCAAGACUAUUUCCAUGGAGAACAGACGGAAUCGCUGGCGUCGACUAUGCAUUAGGAACUCGGUGCACUUGAAUAUCCUUUCAAGUGGUUCUCGCGACGUUCCUCCUGAAGAAAAGAAAAAAAUCGCGUUGUCACUGCUGUAUAUAUUUACUAGAGGGUAUUGCUUGUAUCUUGUAUGUAUGAAAACAGGUAUCUACUCGUAUGUUUGUAUAUUAUAAAUAUGUACCUACACAGAUAUACAUUAACAUACAUAUAUAUAUAUACACAGACACAGAUACACAUUGACAUAUAUACAUACAUACCCGAGUUACACACUAAUAUACAUAUAUAUAUACAUAUACAUAAACACACGGUCGAUUAUCAUGUACAUCGAUGCAUUUAUUAUGGCGCGUGCGACCGUGUGCACACACUUGCAUUUUCCUCAAGAGUCACAAUCUUGAUACCUCAUUUUGAUUGUACACGGCCGAUCGCAGCGAUAAUGUACGAUAUAAGGGUGAAUAAAUUAUUGUUGCGUUCUAUUUAUUUAUCGAAGGACGAUGGUCCUUCCAUCGUAAAAAGUUCCGAGUCGCACGUAGGAAGAUUUCGUUCGAUUCUCGAGGGAGAUCUUCCUUUGGCAAUAAUUGUUGUAACAAUAAAGUUUGCGAUGAAAAUUA